AUGUACCAGCUCGCCAUCGACUACUGCAAGACAUCGCAGCGGCUCAUCGAAUUCUACACACCACACAGCAUGGACUGGGCCGUCGUCCGCGCCUUUUCCUGGCACUCGGUUGCGACCAUGCUCUCGAUGGUUUUGCGCCACGAAGCCCUGAACUGCAGCCCCGAAGCCCGUGCCGCGAGACAGCGGAUCGAGCGCCUGUUCCAGAAUCGGCCGUCCAUCGAUUUCCUCGCCGUCAACGAUAACCUGUGGGAGCCGCUGCAGAAGCUGAGGGACGAGCUCGCGGCUAGAGAAGACAGCGUGGGCUCGGCAGGAGGCUAUGAAGCUUUCGGCGCUGCGGAAGAUGUAGAACCUGUCUCGAUGACUUCCACGACCAUCGACCCGUUACUUUUCGGCAUGGUUGACGAUGCCAUUCCUGGCCUGGAAAUUUGGACGGAUGGUACAGUGACCGAGAGCUUUGAUUUCCAAACGUCCGCCCAGGGAUUCUGA
Messenger RNA from Capronia epimyces CBS 606.96, 486 nucleotides. RefSeq lists its product as uncharacterized. The record is from RefSeq and is a predicted model, not a curated record. The coding region runs from base 1 to 486 and encodes 161 amino acids. The transcript has a single exon. NCBI's taxonomy places the organism in Eukaryota, Fungi, Ascomycota, Eurotiomycetes, Chaetothyriales, Herpotrichiellaceae.